GACGGAGCGAGAUGCCUCUAACUGGUCCACAGAACGGCUGAAAACUCUCCUCCUGCCUGUGAGGGUGGAGAGUGAAGAAGGGGCUUGUGAGGUGACAGAAGUGAGCAAACUGGAUGGAGAGGCCUCCAUUAACAACCGCAAAGGGAAACUUAUCUUCUUCUAUGAGUGGGCUAUCAAGCUGGCAUGGACUGGUACAUCAAAGACAGGAGUGAAAUACAAAGGUUAUGUGGAGAUUCCUAAUCUCUCAGAUGAAAAUGACAUUGAUGAAGUUGAGAUCCAUGUCAGCCUUGCUAAAGAUGAACCUGACACUAACUUGAAGACCCUGAUGAAGCAAGAGGAAUUCACCCAGGGCAUGAUUUUGCCCACAGUGAAUGGUGAGCAUGUGGAAACAACACCUCAAGCGGCUCCUAAAGCAGAAGACCGCAAGACGGCUGCUGGCAGCAAUACUGCCGCAUCACAGUCCAAAUCCAUAGGAGUCAAGAUCCCUACAUGUAAGAUCAGCUUGAAGGACACCUUCUUAACAUCUCCUGAGGAGCUCUACCGGGUAUUCAUUACUCAAGAGAUGGUCCAAGCUUUCACCCACGCACAAGCUGCCUUGGAGGCUGAUAAAGGAGGCAAGUUUCAGUUGCUGGAUGGCAGCGUCACGGGAGAGUUUAUUGACCUAGUCCCUGAGAAGCAACUUGUUAUGAAAUGGAGAUUUAAAUCUUGGCCAGCUGGGCACUUUGCAACAAUUACCUUGAACUUCACCGACAAAGGUGGUGAGAUCAUCCCUGCCAGUGAGGAGGAAAGAACAAAGCAAGGCUGGCAGCGCUACUACUUCGAGGGCAUUAAACAGACAUUUGGCUAUGGUGCCCGCUUGUUUUAAUACUGGUUGGGAAGGCUCUGCCUGAAGACUCUGCCAUGUGGACUGAUACAUUUCUCACCUGUCCCUUUCUAAUCUUGGCCGUGCUGCUGAGUAAAGUGGGAUAACAGGUGAUAAGGAAGGCCAUUGAGCAGCACCACUUUCAGUCCCUCACUGCUUUGUGCAUGUCUUGUGCUGCAGGGGAUUCUCUUACAUGUACAUACUUCUAUUGCUAAAUAAACCUAACUUAAAAAAAA
This is a messenger RNA of Balearica regulorum gibbericeps (East African grey crowned-crane), 1098 nucleotides long. NCBI's taxonomy places the organism in Eukaryota, Metazoa, Chordata, Aves, Gruiformes, Gruidae. The record is from RefSeq and is a predicted model, not a curated record.